UGUUUUACUUCCGGUGUUGGUAAAUAUCCCGAAACACAACAUUUAUUUCCCUCAAAGUGUGAUUAAAAUACGUGAAAAUCUUGUCAGCUCAAGUGCAGACGUGGGCUUUGUCCGAGGGAAGAGUUGAUAUUAGUGUGGCAAGGCAACUGUAAAGACACAUGGCGGCUCCCGUUAAAAGUGGGAAGUUCUGCAGCCUGUUCAAAGUGACAAGAAAAGAAGAAAGGAUGCAGUAUUGUGUUUGCAGCGUGCGUGCGGUGCGGAGGCGAUAAACCACAUGUGACAUCACGGCAGCAGACAUUCAACAUUGUCCCAGCGAGUCUUCUUGUCUUUUCCUCCUGUCUUUCAGCUCCUCACAGGACAAAAUAAAGAAGGCAGUGGUGGAUAAAGAUCGCCUGUCGUCAUGGCUGCUGUCUUUUUAUUGAGGCUGUGGAGCCUCACGCUGCUGCUUCAAGCAGCGACCUCCUUGUGCGGCGUCACCUGCUACACCGACUACAGCGCUCUGCUCAACUGCUCCUGCACUUCUGUGCCGUCACAGGAGCUCCGCCUCCAGGUCAACUGCAGUGACGGAGAACUUCACCUGGUGGACAGCUGUCAGGUCAGGCCGCCUCAGUCCUGGUGCGUCAUGUACACGGAAGAGCUCUAUGACAUCGCCGCCAUCGGGACCACGUGCACGACCAGCGUCAAGCGUAGUGGGGGGGCGGCAGACGACGUCACUGCCUGUCAAUCAUCUAGAUGGGCGCUGAGUGACGCUGUCAAACCUGGAGCACCUUCCAACGUGCGGGUGCUGAGCGCCGGGGAAUGGUACAACAUCACGUGGGACGAAGGCAGCACCAGAAUGGACACAAGUCUGGUCUACAGGCUGCACAUCCGAGCAAACCAAGGCCUCCCACAGCUUCUAGAACGUUCCUUCCCAGUGGAUGAAAAGUUCCUCCUGUUGGAACGCAGGGAGCUGCCCCUCAAUGUGAGGUUGAGUGUGGAGGUUCAGGCCAAAAUGGCUCCAGGUAGCCCCUCUCAGGGUCCGUGGAGCGAGUGGAGCUCCAGGACUGAGUGGACAACAACUCCCUUGGACGCUGCAGAUGAAAAUGUUUUGGACACUGAAAAGAAAAGAUCCUGGCUGUACAUCCUCCUGCCUGUCCUGAUCCUCACUGCUGUGUUCUUCUUGGGGCUCGCCCACAAACCCUUGUUGCUGAAAAAACUCCAGCUGAGUACGUACGUGUCCAAGCCGCAUGACUUCUUCAAGCCCCUCUACCUCAACCACGGGGGCGACUUCAAGGAGUGGGUGAAGCCGGGGUUUAGUGAACAGGACUUCUUGGGCAGUAAGUCCCAGGUGGACACGAGCACCAAGCAGCAGUGGAGCUGCCACCAAAGCCCAAAUGAGGUAGAAUCGGAAGGACGUCUCCUUUCUGACGUCCUCGCUCAAAAGGACACGCCCCUGCUGCCUUUAGCAGACGGCGACAGUGCGCAGAGUAGCGGCCUUUCCUUCGGACAUGUGUCCAUCCACACGGUGACUGUGUCUGGGGAGGAAGACUUUGACAAAGACACGUCAUGGAGCUCGCUGGGAAGUGACGACGGGUCUGCAAACUACAGAGAGCUGCUGGGCUGCCAUCACGUGUUCCAGGUGGACAAACUCAACGGGUCCUUGCAAGAUGACCGAGUCGACGACGCUUUGCUCAGAGAACCGGAGAGGAUCUCACUGGCCUCCGACCAGAAGUCAGAGGACAGCUACCCUUGUGUGGACCUGGACACCGUGGACAGUGGUUACGGAGAGUGUGGAUGCCCCUCGGACUCCAACUCGGGAGAGACUCCACAUUUUGUACACGGGCAGCAAACAUCACCAUCCAACUACAGGAAACAGUGGAUGAUGUGUCGCACCGCCGGAGAAGACAAUCUGCAUUGAAUGUCUUUGUUAAUGGAGAGUAUGUCCGUAAUAGUGUGUAUCAUAAAGAGUGAAGAGACGGUUCAUGGUACGAACCCCAAAAGCAGGGAAGUUGUCACCUUGUGUAAAUGGUAAAUAAAAACAAUGGUUUGCAAAUCCUCUUCAACUUAUAUUCAAUUGAAUAGACUGCAAAGACAAGAUAUCUCAUGUUCACACUGAGAAACUUUGUUCCUUUUUGCAAAUAUUAGCUCAUUUGGAAUAUGAUGCCUGCAACAUGUUUCAAAAAAGCUGGCACAAGUGGCAAAAAAGAGUGAUAAAGUUGAGGAAUGCUCAUCAAAGACUUAUUUGGAACAUCCCACAGGUGAACAGCCAUCAAAAGGUUAAGAGAAUGUGGAGAAAUCACUGCAUGUAAGCCACGAUAUUACGCACCUUGGAUCCCUCAGGGACUACUGCAUCAAAGUGCCACAUCAGUGUGUGAAGGAUAUCACCACAUUGGCCCUGGAACACUUCAGAACACCACUGUCAGUAACUACAGUUGGUCGCUACAUCUGUAAGUGCAAGUUAAAACUCUACUGUGCAAAGCCAUUUAUCAACAACACCCAGAAACGCUUUGCUGGGCCCGAGCUCAUCUAGAUGGACUGAUGCAAAAUGUAAAAAGUCAUUUUGGAAACUGUGGACGUUGUGUCCUCCGGACCAAAGAGGAAAAGAACCAUCCGGACUGUUCUAGGGCGAAAGUGUUCUAGGCAGCAUGUGUGAUGGUAUGGGGGUGUAUUAGUGCUCAAGGCAUGGCUAACUUACACAUCUGUGAAGGCACUAUUAAUGCUGAAAGGUACAUACAGGUUUUGGAACAACAUAUGUUGUUAUCAUGGACGCCCCUGCUUAUUUCAGCAAGACAAUGCCAAGCCACAUGUUACAACAGCGUGGCUUCAUAGUAAAAGAGUGCUGGUACUAGACUGGCCUGCCUGUAGUCCAGACAUUGAAAAUGUGUGCAGGCUAAAAUAUGAGGCAGGAGACUGUUGAACAACUUAAGCUGUACAUCAAGCAAGAAUGGGAAAGAAUUGCACUUCAAAAAUGUGUCUCCUCAGUUCCCAAACCUGCACUGAGUGUUGUUCAAAGGAAAGGCCAUGUAACACACUGGUAAAAAUGCCUUUUUUUACAUGUGUUGCUGCUAUUACAUUCUAACUGCAUGAUUAUUUGCAAAAAGAACAAUGUUUGUCAGUGUGAAGAUGAAAUAUCUUGUCUUUGCAGUCUAUUCAAUUGAAUAUAAGUUGAAAAUGAUUGUUUGUAGUCUCUUUUUUUUAACCAUUUACACAAUGUGACAACUUCACUGUUUUUGACUUUUGUCUCUCAAAGAAAAAUGGAAUGGUUUCCCAAAGCCGUUAUUUUAGUAAGUUACUGCUGUACUUGACACAUGUACUCAUUUGACUUCCUGUUCAUGUGUCAUAAAAGGGGACUGUAAAGGAAUGUAGUGAUGGGACACUUUCAAAUAUAUAUUUUGUGGAAAUUGUAUAUAUAUAUAAAAAACACACAUUCCUGCAAACUCCACACAGAGAUGUUGCAGCCGCCAUUGUCAAAGUGUGAAGAUGACUGCCAACCAAAGGGUGUUCAAAGUGUGGUUCACAGCUACGUUUUUAACAGCCAUUCUGAAAGUUCUGUUCCAAACAUGAAGAGGUGGAACAAAAGAACCAACAGGUGUAAUGUAACUUAAGUAACACGAUGUAACUUAAGUAACACAAAGUAACUUAAGUAACACAAAGCUGCCAUGCAGCCUGUUUUUGUCUUUAACACUGUUAUUACUCCAAAAAUAAUAAUGAAUCAAAAUCACUCUUGUUGUGAACUAUUGACCUCUUCAAGGCUCCAAAUACUUCACAUCAAAUAUUCUACUUUCAUUUUUUAGGGGGGGGAAAUAUUGCAUAUUUUGUAUGGUUGCCAUAUUAAAAAAACAAAGCUUUAUAUGACAAAAAGGGCAUAAAACAAACAAGAAAAAAAAUGAAAAAAAUAAUAAAAGCUUAUUAUUUUAUAAGCUUGAUGGAUGGAUCUGAAGUUGAUCCGAGACUUCAUGUGAAAGUUGAAAAAAAAUGUAUGAUUUAUUUUUAACACUUUUGUAAGUGGAACCCGGACAAUUUUUAGUGAGUGACUUAAUUUUAACAUUUUUGGAUUUCCGAGAAUUUCAGAGUUUGGCAUUGCUCAAAAAAUAAUAAUGAAUCAAAAUUAAUGUUGUUUUGAAUUUUCCACCUAUUUUAGGCUUUAAUUACUUCACAUCAAAUAUUCCACUUUGAAAUAUGUAUAUAUAUAUUUUUGGGUGGGAGGGAGUUUUCUUUGGCAAAAACAGCAUAAAACAAAACAAAAAAAGAAUAAAAACUUCUAAUGGAAGGAUAGAUAUGAAGUUGAUCUACAGCAGCGGUUCUCAAACUUUUUCUCCAAAUAGCACCCCAGACAACACUUGGCUUUCCAAGUAGCGUAGUAGACCUAAGUAUUCAUUAAGUACCACCAUAAUGACAACAUUAAACUUUCACAGUAUCAUGUUAGACCCGCUUGACAUCCAUUGCUUUCGGUCCCCUAGAGGGGGGCUGCCCACAUUUGAGGUCCUCUCCAAGGUUCUCAUAGUCAUCAUUGUCACUGGGUGUGAGUUUUCCUUGCCCUUAUGUGGGUUCUUCUGAGGAUGUUGUAGUUGUAGUGGUUUGUACAGUCCUUUGAGACAUUUGUGAUUUAGGGCUAUAUAAAUAAACAUUGAUUGAUUGAUUGAUUGAUACAAAAGUUAUAUCGACAGAUAGAUCUAACGUUGAUCUGGAGAGAUUUAAAUGUUGAAUGAAAAGAAAAACGUAUUUUUAACAUUUGUGUGAUCGAGCCCCUUCUGGUCGUUGGGACCAAAAUUGAGGGGAGCACUAAGGGUGA
Nerophis ophidion (straightnose pipefish) is the source of this 4771-nucleotide messenger RNA. RefSeq names its product interleukin 21 receptor, tandem duplicate 1 (gene il21r.1). The record is from RefSeq and is a predicted model, not a curated record. Gene Ontology annotation, molecular function: protein binding; cytokine receptor activity. Gene Ontology annotation, cellular component: membrane; external side of plasma membrane. The transcript is spliced from 10 exons. Gene Ontology annotation, biological process: immunoglobulin mediated immune response; cytokine-mediated signaling pathway. Bases 401 to 1897 code for a protein of 498 amino acids. Lineage: Eukaryota; Metazoa; Chordata; Actinopteri; Syngnathiformes; Syngnathidae.